GCGCACGUGAUCUCGUUCACAAUCCCCUUCCUCUACUAUCUAUGGAGCUAGCUAGCUAGAGAGAUGAGUUCUAGUGAAUUUCCAGUGACUGUGUUCGAAGCCAUUAAAGCCUACCUUGACCAGGCACCCACCUAUCAUGUGGCUGUGGAGGCUAUCCUCAUUGCUUGGAUCUGCUAUCUACUCCUCUUCUCAAAACGCUACCGUCCACAAUCAAAACACGACAAGCUCUCCAAGGAGGAAGAGGACGAACUGAUAGGAGAGUGGAAUCCAGAGCCGCUGGUACCUGAUGGUUACCCGUCAGAUAGAGAGGUAGACCCCUCCCCCAUAGUCACAGGGACUGCUGGGGCCCACAUCACUGUCAAUGGUAAAGAAUGUCUCAACUUGGCCACGCUCAAUUUCCUGGGUCUGCUAGAGAACAGCACAGUCAAGGAGGCUGCUGCUAGGAGUAUUCAGAAGUAUGGAGUGGGCUCUUGUGGUCCUAGAGGGUUCUAUGGGACAGUUGAUGUCCACCUCGAACUAGAAAAGCGACUGGCUAAGUUUACUCAGAGAGAAGAAACUAUUUUAUACUCGUACGGAUUUGCUGCAGUCUCUAGUUGCAUUCCAGCCUACUCCAAGAGGCGUGACAUCAUCUUUGUUGAUGAGGGCGUAGCCUUCUCCAUUCAGAAAGGCCUUGUAGCCUCACGCAGUAAGCUCAAGUACUUCAAGCACAAUGAUAUGGCCGACCUUCAUCGACUACUGGAAGAGCAAAGAAAGCUCGACGAAAAGAAUCCUGCCAAAGCAAAAGUCACUCGCAAGUUCAUGGUGGCCGAGGCUCUUUACUACAACUGGGGAGAUCUCGCCCCACUACCCAAAUUGGUUGAGUUCCGUAACAAAUACCGAAUCCCCCUUAUCCUGGAUGAGAGCGUGAGCUUCGGAGUGUUGGGAGCUACAGGACGCGGGGCAACGGAACACUUUGAACUUGAUCCUGAGGACGUUGACAUUAUGUGUGUAUCCCUGGACAUGGCGGUGGCUAGUGUGGGAGGCUUCUGUGCGGGCAAGGCCUACGUCAUUGAUCACCAGCGAUUGUCAGGACUCGGUUAUUGCUUCUCAGCCUCUGUGCCUCCAAUGAUGGCCAGUGCCGCCAUAGAGGGGCUCAAUAUCAUGGAGGGAGACGGAAGCAUCUUCACACGUCUGCGUGCUAAUGCCAAGAAAAUGAGAGAGUUACUUUUUGGUGUGAGCGGUGUGGAAGUGUGUGGAUUGGAGGCGUGUCCUGUGAUUCACCUCAGGGUGACCACACCCACUUCCUGUCAAGAGAGCGACCAACAGCUACUGCAAACCAUUGCUGACGAGUGUAUCGCGAGUGGGGUUGCCAUAGUCACGGCCAAAUAUCUGGACGAGGAGUACCAGAAACCACCUCCAAGCCUUCGUCUGACAGUGUCCAGCGAACACACAGAGGCUGAACUAACGACAGCAGCCGGGGUGAUCAAACAGGCCAUUGCCAAACACAUACUAGCCAGCUAGCUAAAGUAACCACGUUGGAGACACUAGUUGGCACAAGUAUAGUGCUUUUAAUACCAUGUUGUAGUACGAUAACAGUACAUAAUUAUAGUGUGAUUGACUGUUACUUUUAUAAUGACUAUAUUUUCAACAUCAUA
Halichondria panicea is the source of this 1634-nucleotide messenger RNA. Its product is annotated as serine palmitoyltransferase 1-like. The record is from RefSeq and is a predicted model, not a curated record. Lineage: Eukaryota; Metazoa; Porifera; Demospongiae; Suberitida; Halichondriidae. The transcript is spliced from 13 exons. Gene Ontology annotation, molecular function: pyridoxal phosphate binding; serine C-palmitoyltransferase activity. Bases 64 to 1500 code for a protein of 478 amino acids. Gene Ontology annotation, biological process: sphingosine biosynthetic process; ceramide biosynthetic process. Gene Ontology annotation, cellular component: endoplasmic reticulum.